AUGUGUGUCCUGGUGGAGAAAGACAUUUUGUACCUUGAUGAGCACCAAGGAGUGCAGCCUGGGCUGAAAGCAUUCACUUCUGGGGCUUGUAGGAAAUUGUUCUCAUUCAGUUCAUACCUACACCAGGAGCAGAAGCAGCACAAUGGUGAGAAAUGGGUCACGGAGGAAGAGAACAGGGCCCUGUGUGUGGAGAGUUGCAAAAUCCUUGUGUCAGACAAUAUUUUCACAUGUGGAGAGGUCGAGAAGGAUUUCUCGGGUAACCCGGUCUUUCCCCAGCAGAAAGCCACCCACAGUGGAAGGCAACCACCUCGAAGCAGGGAGAGCAAGGAGGCCUCUCACACUCGGCGAAGGCAUUACAAAUGCAGUGAAUGUGGGCAAGACUUCAAAAAAGUGGAUAAACUCGUGGAGCACCAGAGAGUUCACACUGGUGAGAGGCCUUAUGAGUGCAGUGAAUGUGAGAAAGCCUUCACCCGUAAACACAAUCUUAUUCAGCACCAGAGACUCCACAGUGGAGAAAAGCCUUAUGAGUGCAGUGAAUGUGAGAAAGCCUUCAGCCGCAAACACCAUCUUGUUGGGCACCAGAGAAUCCACACUGGGGAAAGGCCUUAUGAGUGCAGUCAAUGUGGGAAGGCCUUCAUCCAGAAAAGAAAACUUCUUGAACACCAGAGAAUCCACACUGGAGAGAAGCCUUAUGAGUGCAGUGAGUGUGGGAAGUCCUUCAUCCAGAAAGGAAACCUUCUUGAGCACCAGAGAAUCCACACUGGAGAAAGGCCUUAUGAGUGCAUUGAAUGUGGGAAAGGCUUCGCCCGCAAACAACAUUUUGUUGGACACCAGAAAGUUCACAUUGGAGAGAGGCCUUAUGAGUGCAGUCAAUGUGGGAAAGUCUUCACCCGCAAACACGGUCUUAUUCAGCACCGGAGAAUCCACACUGGGGAAAAGCCUUAUGAGUGUAACGAAUGUGGGAGAUUGUUUACAGACAGAUCUGACCUCAUUAAGCACCAGAAUGUUCACACUGGAGAAAGGCCUUAUGAGUGCAGUGAAUGUGGGAAAGCCUUCACCCCCAAACAAAAGCCUGUUGGGCACCAGAGAAUCCACACUGGGGAAAAGCGUUAUGAGUGUAACAAAUGGUGGGAGAUCGUUUACUCACAGCUGUGA
This is a messenger RNA of Ceratotherium simum simum (southern white rhinoceros), 1155 nucleotides long. The record is from RefSeq and is a predicted model, not a curated record. NCBI's taxonomy places the organism in Eukaryota, Metazoa, Chordata, Mammalia, Perissodactyla, Rhinocerotidae.